Messenger RNA from Funneliformis geosporum, 350 nucleotides. The record is from the annotation of a GenBank genome assembly. Lineage: Eukaryota; Fungi; Glomeromycota; Glomeromycetes; Glomerales; Glomeraceae.
CCAUUAGAAAUGAACCCGAAUACAUUUUUAUCCGUUCCGAAGUGCAAAAAGAAUUUUAUAAAUGGCUAGAUAGCACCGGAAUUACAGCGGAAAAUAAGGGAGGUGGUGGAAAAUUCGAGCAAGAAACUAGGGAAUAUACCAAAAAACUAGAAAAUUCCUACCAGCAUGAUGACUUUUCUGAUAUCUUUCGCCAAACUCAGAAAGAAAAUUUUCAUUUUUAUGCAGACAAUUACUACCAGCAAAGAGUUUCGGAGGAACCAGAGGAAAAUCCCGAGGAAAUAACUGAGGAAAUUAAGGCUUACCGAGCAACCGCCGAAACUGAGUUAAAGGAAUUGAUGAAAGAAAAAUGA